GUUUUCCUGACCAGUGGCAGUCCAUCCGCGGCACUGUUCGGAGAGUUGCCGUUUACUAACUUUCUUUUACAUUCUUAUUUUUUUAAUCUUCCAAACAUGGAGAUGGUUGAGGGAUUUGUUUUACUUUUAUCGUUUCUCAUUACAAUCUCGGUGAUUACUGGCAACAUUUUGACCAUAAUCGCAAUCCUGAGAAAACCCAAGCUCAACACAAUAUCAAAUCAGUUCAUUCUCGGACUCGCAGUUGCUGAUUUACUGGUUGGAUUUUCUAUUCCUUAUGAUACGGUUAUGACGGCUUUGUUUGGAGAUAAACCGAUUGUUACAUAUAGUGAAUAUGCGAUUUACUGUUUGGUAUCGCUUUGUCCAAUUUUCCUUUCUUCGGUGGCGUCAUUUCUGCACCUCAUGCUGAUUGGUCUGGACCGGUACUUUGCAAUUACAAAGCCUUUGGAGCACAAGACUUUCAUGACAAAAACGAGGGCACGUUAUGCAGUUUGUAUUGCAUUUUUCAUUGCAACUCUCGCGGCUUCUCCACCAAUUUUUUGGAAUAAUUUGCCACAAGAAGUUGGCGAUGGAUACGGUUGUGCAACAGUGACCGUCAAAAUCUACUAUUACUACUUCGUCCUUCUCGGUUCUUAUAUUUCGACGUGGAUUUUAAUCCUAUUGAUGUACGCCAAAAUCGCCCGCGUGGCCUCGGCCAGACUGCCGAACAACAAAAAACCGCUGAAGAUGUUUGCAAUCAUUGUGAGUUGCUACACAAUUUGCUGGUUUCCCUUCAUGUUUUGCAUUUUUCCUGUUCUCUACAACAACCAACACGACGUCGAGAAAAUCUUCUACAUCAGCCCGGAAGUUCUGGCAUUUUCGUACAUACUGGCCAGCUGCAACUCGGCCAUGAAUCCUAUAAUUUACGCGUGGAAACUGAGAGGGUUCCGGCAUGCGUUCGAAGAGUACCUGAGAUGCGGAAUCAAAAGUUCUAAAAAUCGAGACGAACCACAGAGUUCCAGCAACCCCGUCGUUGAAACUGACACUAAGGACACCGAAAAGGGAAAAGUACUUUACUGUUCACUGGAAUAAAAGACUCUCUUUUGUGCAAAUAAGGAUAAGUGUAGGAAUCAAUGAUUUUUUUAAUUGUAUAUAACUUGCGUUAAACCAAAAUAAAAUAAAUUACG
Messenger RNA from Neocloeon triangulifer, 1163 nucleotides. Its product is annotated as octopamine receptor Oamb-like. Gene Ontology annotation, biological process: chemical synaptic transmission; G protein-coupled receptor signaling pathway, coupled to cyclic nucleotide second messenger. The transcript is spliced from 6 exons. The record is from RefSeq and is a predicted model, not a curated record. Lineage: Eukaryota; Metazoa; Arthropoda; Insecta; Ephemeroptera; Baetidae. Gene Ontology annotation, cellular component: membrane; dendrite. Gene Ontology annotation, molecular function: neurotransmitter receptor activity; G protein-coupled serotonin receptor activity. Bases 97 to 1068 code for a protein of 323 amino acids.